AUGGCUACUCCAUCCCCCAUCUUUUCAUCCCCAAAACCCACUGCCAGUCCACGAUCUGCUCAGGAGAAUCCCCGGUAUACCAUUUUUCAACCGACACGAACCGGAGGAUCCGAGAUCGACCGAGACAAUAUGCCUUCCCCACAAAAUUUCGAUGAGCAGAUCUACGAAGUAAUGCAAAGAGGCAGAGGCAUUACCUUCCAACUCCAGACUGGUGGCGUGAAAUAUAAGGCAGUGCUUCAACAUAGGGAAGCUCGUGCAUCUGUUGCAGGUUCAACGUCCAAGCCUAGCGCCGACAGUUCAACGGCGUCUUCAGUAAAGAGCCCCCAGAGCUGA
This is a messenger RNA of Venustampulla echinocandica, 333 nucleotides long. RefSeq lists its product as uncharacterized. The transcript has 3 exons. NCBI's taxonomy places the organism in Eukaryota, Fungi, Ascomycota, Leotiomycetes, Helotiales, Pleuroascaceae. The coding region runs from base 1 to 333 and encodes 110 amino acids. The record is from RefSeq and is a predicted model, not a curated record.